CAUGGCGCUUUCCAGGGACACGGGUAACGUGUGAUACAUGGCCUCUAAUUAGCGUUUAAGCAGCUUACCGUGGCUGUUUUACGGAAAUGUCGGCGGCAAACGUGUGGACUCGCAGCCGGGAAAGGAUGCGACGCUUCCCGGAGCUGCUUGCGCAGUGUGCUGGGGAGGCGGCUGCUUAUGGGAAAUGCGUCUCAGCCACGACAACGGGUCGGCAGGAGCUGAGAAAGGACUCAUGUGUCGCAGAGUUUGAAGCCCUGAAGAAGUGUUUUGUGUCCGCGGCGAAGAAAGGUGGGAAGUAGUUUCCUGCCGCAAAGCCGGGGGUUCGACAGAAGCUUCUGCUGCACGGGAAGCCGGAGAUGACGCUGCGUUACUCGGCAGAAGACCCCAGAUUAGGGAUACUGAACUCACUGGCAGAGUCCCUCUCGAAGUUCUGCAGUUAUGUUUUCUGUAAGUGUACUGAUCAAUGCAGACAUUUUUGUGUAUGACCAACGCAGGGGGCAGUUUGCCUCUGACAUCACAAAAUCCACCCGCGUUUCACGUCAAGAGGACACGAACUCGUUGUAGAGGCUUGUGGUCACGCCUAACAGCGUGUGUAUAAAUUAGAUUUGAUAUGUGCACUGAGUGGAUUAAUGACCUUUUAUUGUCUGUUUGGGCGGCACUGUUGCACGCUUGUAGAAUCAGCUACACAUGUGAAAUGAAGUAGGUGCUGGAAGGGUCCGAGAGGCAGAUGCAGGAAAUAAAUUCCCUCUUAAUGUGAAACAGCCUGUGUGUUCGAUUUUAAAGAAGAAAACACGUUCAGGGCAGGGGAGACGUGAGAUAUGAAGUGUGCAGCUCUGAGAGGGACACAUAAAAGCCCUCUUAAUUACUGCGCAACACGACUUCGCACCGCCAUUCCAGCCCAACAGAUUUUGCGUGUUAAUGCAGCGCAUAUGUCUGAAGCUGUGAUACGGCCCGGUGUCCUCGUUACCGGCCUCCGAAGUGAGAUGGCAACGAUGGGAGAGCCGUAAAACUCUGCACUAAUGACUGGCUGCUGGCGGGGCGGUCUGGCAGCGUGGUAACGGGGAGUCGCCUCGUUAAUGACACAUCCGCCCCUCCCUCUGCCAGAAAGCUUUCACGUUCCGAAACGCGGCACCAGGCGCCUUCCCUGGCAAGACACCCUGCCAUUCCAUCGCUCUUCCGUUUCCUUCUGCGACUUCGCAGGCCUCCAGUCCGUCAGAAACAGGUUUCUCCGAUUUGUACACAGCCCCCGCAAAACGGUCAUAAAACCUUGUGGACGCAUCAGACAUACAUUACAUUUACAUUUAUUCAUUUGGCAGGCGUUUUUAUCCAAACUACUUACAAGUGGCAGAGUACAACACAAGCAAAAAACCGUAAGGAGUCAAUAUUAGAGGCACUGCAUGACCAGGUUUCAGCGGUUGGCCAGACAACGUACAAGCUACAGGCACCCCAUCUUCUGGUGCGGCUCCUUGACUGAAGCGAACCCUUCACAUGUCAGUCUCCUCUCAGCCUUCUGAGUCUCCGUUCUUGUUCCGGUAGUGCUGGGGCACAGAGUCUCAGUGCUGUUGUACUGUCACACUGACUCACCAAGCAGCGAGCCUGGUAAUGUCAAAGCAGUAAAAUACUUUGU
This is a messenger RNA of Megalops cyprinoides (Indo-Pacific tarpon), 1627 nucleotides long. It is a transcript of the gene ndufaf8, whose product is annotated as NADH:ubiquinone oxidoreductase complex assembly factor 8. Gene Ontology annotation, biological process: mitochondrial respiratory chain complex I assembly. The transcript is spliced from 3 exons. Lineage: Eukaryota; Metazoa; Chordata; Actinopteri; Elopiformes; Megalopidae. Gene Ontology annotation, cellular component: mitochondrion. Bases 87 to 299 code for a protein of 70 amino acids. The record is from RefSeq and is a predicted model, not a curated record.